AUGAAACAGGAAAAAGGCCAAUCAUCUAAUCAAUCUUUCUUAAAAGAUCUCAAGCCUAAUUCAAGAAACUACAAAGUUAAAGUGCAAGUUAUUGAGAAAUCUCAGGGAACCAAAAUGAAAGGAACUCUAUUUGAGAAUCAGAUCCAAGAGUAUGGAGACAUUUUUCAGAAAGACAAUGUUUAUCAGAUUUCUAAUGCCCCAUUGGAGCCUGUACAUCCAAAAUAUAAAGACCGAGAUGGUGAUUGCUCAAUUAGAUUUGGUGGACAAACAAUGGUCCAACCUAUUGCUACUGAAGUUACUCCAAACAAAGUGCAAUAUGUCCCUCUUGCCUCAGUUUCAUAUGAAAGUGGCCCAGAUGAUCGUUAUGGUUUGGUGCUCUUCAUCAGUGAUAUAAGAACAAGAAUAACUGAAACAGGUAUUGAACAUUCAAUUCGGGACAUCAGUGUGAUAGACCACAGUACCACAGUGCAAAUGACUAUCUCUAUAUGGAAUGAUCUCACAGACAUUAAAGAUCCUAAACUACUUUCAUGGAACACUGAACCAGUUAUAGCUGCCUUCCUAGGAUUAAGAGUGACAACAACAAGAGGAUUCAUUCUCUCAAGCAGUCUCUCCACGACUAUUGACACUAACCCUACUGGAGAAGAAUUUGUAGCUUUUCAUGACUGGGUGAUGGCAAAUUUUGAAGAGCUUGAAAACAAGAUGACACAAUUGGUAGAUACCAAAAAUCCAGCUGCAGAGAAAAGCAUUCUAACAAUUCAGCAAAUUCUGGAUAAAAAGCAAGAAAUCCAUUGGGUUAAGGUCAAAAUUCCUGAGCCAGACCAAGCUAGGCUGAUUUCAUAUGAAGGAUGUAACAAGUGUGGAAAAAGGGUUGAUCUACCAUUGAAUAAAUCAAUGACUUGUCCAAAGUGCUUUAAACUAGAUUGCACAAGUGUUCCUAGGACUACAUUCAAGUUUGAUGCAGUAGAUGAGACUGGAGAACUAAGUCUAACAACUUUUGCAGAAGACUGUGAAAAAUUAUUUAAGCUACCAAUAAUACAAAUAUUUGAGCAAACAAACAUUGGAACGCUUGACUUUGGCUCUAUUUCUCGAGACCUUAGCUCAAAUGAGUUUUAUGUUGCAGUUGGCCCAUCAUAUAUGUUGACAAAGAAGCAGGCUUUGUCAUGGGUUUUGAAGGAUGUCAGCUGGACUUAA
Chenopodium quinoa (quinoa) is the source of this 1191-nucleotide messenger RNA. RefSeq lists its product as uncharacterized. The transcript has 9 exons. NCBI's taxonomy places the organism in Eukaryota, Viridiplantae, Streptophyta, Magnoliopsida, Caryophyllales, Amaranthaceae. Bases 1 to 1191 code for a protein of 396 amino acids. The record is from RefSeq and is a predicted model, not a curated record.